AUGGGAAUGAUGGUGACGCAACACUGCAUUCCAAUGACAGACCCAGUCGCGGAAUCUUUUUCUUUCAAACAGUCAGCCUCAUUUGCAAGUAUUUCCUCAGGAAGCCGUACUUCAUCAGACUCCAGUUUCACCAAUACCAGCGGUAGCAGCAGUGAUUCGGGCGAAAAGACCCUUAAUUCCGAUUGCACCGGCCUCUAUAUCUACACGGGUGGCCAGGUACCACGCAAGUUCUUUCCCAGUGAUGAAGAGGAGGAGGAUUGGAGCAUAAGCGAAAACGCUACAUCUAGCCCAGUCCAUUUCGCUCACAAAGAGCGAAUACUGGAGGCGCCCUAUAUUGCGACCUACCGCCUUAUAACGGAGCUAGAUGUCUGGCUGGAAGAGAUACGAAUACACACUGAGCUCGAGUCCCCUACCCCCCUGAUCAGCAAACCUCUGACCCAGUCUUCAUCGUGUACAUAA
Molecule: messenger RNA, 459 nt
Organism: Echinococcus granulosus
Lineage: Eukaryota; Metazoa; Platyhelminthes; Cestoda; Cyclophyllidea; Taeniidae
Exons: 1
Coding region: 1-459 (152 amino acids)
Source: RefSeq, a predicted model, not a curated record